Loxodonta africana (African savanna elephant) is the source of this 1149-nucleotide messenger RNA. RefSeq names its product kallikrein-9. Gene Ontology annotation, molecular function: serine-type endopeptidase activity. Gene Ontology annotation, biological process: proteolysis. The record is from RefSeq and is a predicted model, not a curated record. NCBI's taxonomy places the organism in Eukaryota, Metazoa, Chordata, Mammalia, Proboscidea, Elephantidae. Gene Ontology annotation, cellular component: secretory granule. The transcript has 5 exons. Bases 1 to 756 code for a protein of 251 amino acids.
AUGAAGCUAGUGUUGGUUUGUUCUCUGCUCUCUCUUCUGGCAGGGUACAUCUGGGCAGACACUCGGGCCAUCGGGGCAGAGGAAUGCCGCCCCAACUCGCAGCCCUGGCAGGUAGGCCUUUUCUUCCUCACCCACCUCUUCUGUGGGGCGUCCCUCAUCAGUGACCGCUGGCUGCUCACAGCCGCCCACUGCCGCAAACGGUACCUGUGGGCUCGCCUUGGGGAGCACCAUCUCUGGCAAUGGGAGGGUCCAGAGCAGCUGUUCCGGGUCACAGACUUCUUCCCUCACCCUGGAUUCAACCAAGACCUCAGUGCCCAAGACCACAAUGAUGACAUCAUGUUAAUCCGCCUGCCCAGGAAAGCACACCUGGGUCCUGCUGUGAAACCCCUCAACCUCAGCGAGACCUGUGUCUCCCCAGGCACCCAGUGCCUCAUCUCAGGCUGGGGGGCUGUGUCCAGCCCAGAAGUGGAGUACCCAAAGACUCUGCAGUGUGCCAACAUCAGCAUCCUGGAGCCCAAACUCUGCCAUUCGGCAUACCCAGGCCACAUCUCUGACCGCAUGCUGUGUGCCGGCCUGUGGGAGGGCGGCCGCGGCUCCUGCCAGGGUGACUCUGGGGGCCCCCUGAUUUGUGAUGGGACCCUGGCCGGAGUGGUCUCUGGGGGCGCAGAGCCCUGCUCCAAACCCCGGCACCCCGCCGUCUAUACCAGCGUAUGUCACUACGUGGACUGGAUCAGAAAGACCAUGGAGGAAAAUUGAGCCCCUGCUUUAGUAAGCUAAGAGAGGACUCUGGGACGGAGGUCAGGAGAGCUGCAGGGCUCCAGCCUCAAAUGGCCUCAGCCCUGGGCCUGCAGCUGCUCUUCGGACUGUUCUGCAUAUUCAGACUCCGCCCCCUCAGCCACUCUGUAGCCCUGCCCCCUGGGACGGUGCAAAGAGAAGCCUCCGCCCCUCGUGGUCUCGUCUAUGUGACGUCACCGACAACUGACACCACUCCCAUGGAACAAAGCUCCUCUGCUGGAUCAGUCCCUUGGAAGCUUGCACAAUGGAACUUACAGUCUGGCCUCCAUCCCUUGUGGCUCCGCCCUCUUAGCGCAGGGAUCCCGCCCCCAGUGAGGUCAAGGAUGUCGAGGAUGCUAUAGCUCCGCCCACUUG